Messenger RNA from Vollenhovia emeryi, 1778 nucleotides. Its product is annotated as DNA-3-methyladenine glycosylase-like. The record is from RefSeq and is a predicted model, not a curated record. Bases 73 to 1218 code for a protein of 381 amino acids. Gene Ontology annotation, biological process: base-excision repair. Gene Ontology annotation, molecular function: alkylbase DNA N-glycosylase activity; DNA binding. The transcript is spliced from 6 exons. NCBI's taxonomy places the organism in Eukaryota, Metazoa, Arthropoda, Insecta, Hymenoptera, Formicidae.
UCCUAGAUAUUACAUUCCUUUCGUAUAGUUAUAUUAUUUUUGUGAAAAGCUCGUGAAAUAUAGUUUGUGUCGAUGCUAAAGAUAACCAAGGGAAUAAUUCAUUUUCGAGCCGUUGGAAGUUUAGGGACGACUGGAUUUGCACGAGGCAAAUUGAUGAAGCGAACCAGAGCGGCCGCGAGGAUUCAGCAGGAGAACAACAUCGACAAGGAUAAGAAUGACGAGGAUACGACAGCCAAGACUCAAGCACCGGUGGCGUCAGAGAAACCAAAACUGAAUUUCAAGUCCUUGCGAAGUCGAAAUACCGAAAAUGCGGGCGAUACGACGGACCGUCAGGUCGUCGCAUCCUCCAAAAGAUCCAAGGGUUCUCAGAGAGCGCCCAAAGUGGCGACUCACGUUGAAGGAGGAAAGGAAGCGGAGGAGUUGAAACCGAACGCAAAGCCCGGUAAAGGAAAAGUGAGAGCAGUCGUAGAUUUGGAGAUGAUGAAGGCGGAACUGAGCCAGUUAGAGGAUCCCCCCGUGACGCCCUGGGAGAAGGAAUUGUCUUCCGGCCGAUUGCAGUACGAGUUCUUCGACGCUCCCUGCAAGGAGCUGGCACAGCGGCUGUUAGGGAAAGUACUUGUAAGGUAUCUCGAGAACGGGACUGUCCUCAAGGGUAGGAUCGUAGAGACCGAGGCGUAUUUAGGUGGGGUCGACAGGGCGUCGCAAUCCUACCAGAACAGAGUUACGCCUCGCAACCUGCCGAUGUACAUGCCACCGGGGACUGUGUACGUUUACAUGACGUACGGCAUGUACCACUGCUUCAAUAUCUCUAGCCAAGGUGACGGAGCUGCGGUGCUGCUGCGAGCCGUCGAUCCCCUAGAGGGUGUGGAGUGCAUGGCUGAUCAGCGUAACAGCCAAAAACGAGGAAAGACGAAUACCUCGAAGACGAAGAAACCUGAUCUAAAAUUGCACGAGCUGUGCAACGGCCCGUCGAAGCUCUGCAUGGCGUAUCAGCUCGAUAGACAGCACAACAAGUAUUCUGUUUGUACCUGGAAGGGUAUGUGGAUCGAAGACGAUGGUGCGUUGGAGGAUUUCAAGAUCGUUAAGUGUCCCAGGAUCGGAAUCGACAGCUGCGGUCCGGAAUGGGCGGGCAAACCUUUGCGCUAUUAUGUUUAUGGCAACAAGUCCGUCAGCAAGAAAAACAAGAAGGAGGAGAUGGAAUUAACUGCUGAAGCCUGAUCGUUCCAUCAAGUUUAAUUUGCGUGCCUCGACAUAAAAAAAAGUCCAAUAUUCUUACAUCGAGCGCAUUUUUAAGAACAUUUUUCAUAAAUCUGAAUCUGAAGCAAAAAAUCAGUUAUUCGAAUGAGAUACCGAAUUAUUAUUGGAGAACCACGAAGCUCAAACUUCUUCGUUUCUUUUUCGAGAAACAAUUUAUAUUGUUUUAUUUUUUUUCGAUAAAAUGUUUUACUUGGGGUCUCUCAAUUUAAUAUUCUGUAAAAAAACCUGAUAAUUUAAACUCAUGCCUAUUAUUUAUUUAUACAAAAGCAUAAAAAAGCUGACAAAAAUUUAUAAUUAUUAUUAAUACAGUCACUUAAUUUGUGAAGUAACAAUUCUACGAAGAUUUAAAAUAAAUUUGAUGAUUUAUGAAAUUGUCGUCAAUAAAUUGUGUACUAUAAGGCAUCCGUAUUGAUUAAGAUCUCAAUAUUAUAUUCAAAUUGUAUAUAUUUCUUUCUGGCAUGUAAAUAAAUUAUUCGAUCUUUUUGGCAAUGAAUCGAUUAAAGUAAUCGAAUUUAUUACAA